Cylas formicarius (sweet potato weevil) is the source of this 837-nucleotide messenger RNA. RefSeq names its product cuticle protein 3-like. Gene Ontology annotation, cellular component: chitin-based extracellular matrix. The record is from RefSeq and is a predicted model, not a curated record. Gene Ontology annotation, molecular function: structural constituent of chitin-based larval cuticle. NCBI's taxonomy places the organism in Eukaryota, Metazoa, Arthropoda, Insecta, Coleoptera, Brentidae. The transcript is spliced from 3 exons. The coding region runs from base 290 to 736 and encodes 148 amino acids.
AUGUCGAUUUAACCGAUUUUAAAAGUUUCCGCGUAAAUCAAUUAUGUCGCAUCGAACCUUUAAGAACGCAAAACAAUGGAUAAACGGAGGCAUGGCCCGCUGGCGUCUUGAGGCAUUUUAAUGCGAAAUUUGACGCCCCGAUUUCAUUAGAACGAUCGCCGCAACGCGUAGGACAAUGAUUAACUUUUUUCGAAAUUUAUUCAUGGUAGUUUAAAUAGGGAGGGUACGGGAACGUAUAAGAGCAACAGGCGUUCGGGUUUGGUCAACACAACCUCAAACGAUCGUUACAAUGGCGUACGUCCAAAUUCUCGUUCUGAUCUCGUUAUUCUAUGGAUCUUUAUGUGGCUAUGCGGCCCCCGAAUAUUACCAAACGUCUCCCCUAAAUAACGUGCCUAUCAUCCGCAUGGAAGUAACCAACGAUGGAGAGGGAUCGUACAAGUACGCAUACGAGACAGGGAAUAAAAUUGCCCAGCAGGAACAAGGGGAUCCUACGAAACGCCAGGGUUCCUAUUCGUACACCGCACCCGACGGUCAGCAAGUGUCGAUGUCCUACGUUGCGGACGAACACGGCUUCCAUCCUCAGGGAUCGCACAUGCCUGUGCCGCCUCCGAUGCCCGAGGCGAUCAAGAGGGCUGUGGAGCAAAACUUGGCGGAAGAGGCAAGAGGUAUCGUGGAUGAUGGACAGUACCGUGAGGAUAUUCAAGCUCCUGCUUUGCCUGCCCACUUUAGAGUGUAGAAUUGGGGUCAAGAAUUGUGUUUAUAAAAGCGACUUACAUUAAGUUCAAUAUUGGUGAUAUCAAAAUUGUAUCUCAAGCUGUAAUAAAGUUGUAAUAAUAA